AACCUUCGGGGGACGAAAGGCGGACGUUACGUCGUUGAUAAGCACCUCUCCAACCAUCCACCUUCCGCUUUGCAGCCAAGUAAAAGAGCGAAAAUCGCUCUUUACGUUUCCCCCACACAGAGCCCGUUGUUCUGGUCGAGCCAGCUCUUCGUUCAGAGAUUGUGCUCGAGUCAAUUGUCCAAAUGGGUGACGGAGAGUGCGACUUCUUCUGCUUCUUCCGCUGCUGCUGAGCGCGCUCCAUCGCGCCUCAGUCAGACAGGAAGGGAGGGUGUCUCUACACGCCGACGUGAAGUGGAAAGGAGGCGGGAAGAAGGAGGAGGGGGGGGCGGAGCUUCAGUCGAGACAUUUCAACUAGAACUGGACCUCUUCAAUCCGACAGGUAGGCGGCUCGUCUACCUGUCUGGGUGAUUGGCACAAUCGACUGAAUGUCUGUGGACAUGAACAGCCAGGCGUCGGACAGCAAUGAAGAAGACUUCGGGGUGAACUCUGAGGAAGAGGAGGAUGAAGACGAUGGAGGGGAGGAAGAGGAUCAGGGCGAUAUUGCAGGCUAUUACGAUGGAGUGGCAAGUGAUGUUGAGCAACAGGGCGCCGAUUCUUUCGACCCAGAGGAGUACCUGUUUACCUGCCUGACGUACAAAGAGAGCCAGCGUGUGUUGGCGGAGGAAGUGAACAUUGUGGCUGCUGCUCUGAAGGUUUCGCCAUCAGUAGCAAAACUGAUCCUGGUGCAUUUUUACUGGCAGGUUUCACAAAUACUGGACAGAUGUAAGUCCAACUCUUCUCAGCUUUUGUCAGACGCUCUGGUCCAGCCCAGCAGCACAUGCAGAUUAGCCGCUGCCCCUCAGUCCCUCCAGUGUGGUGUGUGUCUACAGGUCGUACGGAGAGACUCUCUGCUGGCUCUGCCCUGUCAGCACUCCUUCUGUAAAGCAUGCUGGGAGCAGCACUGCACCGUACUAGUCAAAGAUGGCAUGGGAGUGGGUAUCUCCUGUAUGGCUCAGGACUGUUCCCUGCGGAUGCCAGAAGACUUUGUCCUCCCGCUGCUGCCAGGAGAGGAGCUAAAGGACAAAUACAGACGCUACCUCUUCAGAGACUAUGUUGAGAGUCACUUCCAGUUGCAGUUGUGUCCAGGUGCAGACUGUCCUAUCGUCAUCAAGGUGCAGGAGCCCAGGGCGCGCAGAGUGCAGUGCAGCCGCUGCAGUGAAGUCUUCUGUUUCAAAUGCCGCCAGAUGUACCACGCACCUACAGACUGCGCAACAAUUCGUAAAUGGCUGACUAAAUGUGCAGAUGACUCAGAGACUGCAAACUACAUCAGCGCCCACACUAAAGAUUGUCCGAAAUGCAAUAUCUGCAUUGAAAAGAACGGAGGGUGCAAUCACAUGCAAUGCUCUAAGUGCAAACACGACUUCUGCUGGAUGUGUCUUGGAGACUGGAAGACUCAUGGCAGUGAAUACUAUGAGUGCAGCCGAUACAAAGAGAACCCUGAUAUAGUCAACCAGAGCCAGCAAGCUCAGGCCAGAGAGGCCCUCAAGAAAUACCUCUUCUAUUUUGAGAGGUGGGAGAAUCACAAUAAGUCCCUGCAGUUAGAAGCUCAGACGUACCAGAGGAUCCAGGAGAAAAUCCAGGAGAGAGUAAUGAACAAUCUGGGUACUUGGAUCGACUGGCAGUACCUGCAUAAUGCUGCAAAGCUACUGGCCAAGUGUCGCUACACGCUGCAGUACACCUACCCUUAUGCCUAUUACAUGGAGUCUGGACCGCGCAAGAAACUGUUUGAAUACCAGCAGGCCCAGCUGGAAGCAGAGAUAGAAAACUUGUCGUGGAAGGUGGAACGAGCUGACAGCUACGAGAGAGGAGUGGUAGGAGGAGAGGGCGAGCUCAGUGCCAGUGACAGAGGGGAUCUGGAGAAUCAGAUGCACAUUGCUGAGCAGAAGCGACGCACGCUGCUGAAGGAUUUCCAUGACACCUGAAGCUCCAAUCGCAACUGCAAAGCACCAACAUCCUUCCUCCUUUUUUCUUCCUUGCUUCCCUACCUUUGCUUCCUUCCACAAUCAUCUGUUGUUGCAGUCAUACUUACCCUCCCUUUCUUUGCCCCCCCUACACUCGUUUGCUCAUUUGUCUUUUCCUCCUCUCACCACCAUCAUGCUGCAGAAUCGCAGAAUGUCGAGCUUGUAACCCCCACCCCCUCCUUCUCAUUUCAUCCCCAUCUCCUUCAUAUAUUUGACACAUCAGUUGUGUUUACACUUGUUUCAGCUCAUCAGAUCUGAUCUUGUGGGCCACAGUUUGAGGUUUUGUGUCUAAAAACAGAGUAAAGUCGCUUUGAAAUAAGAAAGAAACAAUGUGUUGCCUGCUGGAAAUUAGGAAUCUUUCUGGAUAGUUCUCCCAAGAAAAGUGGGCUUAUCGUUAGAAAAGAGCAUUUGGAGUAGAGGUUUGUGCAAUUGAGUAGAGGAGGAAUAUGUGGUAGAAUGAUCACCUUUUUUCUUUAAGGCAACAGUGCAACCAGUGGAUCUGUAUUUUGUGGUUUUCAUAUAAAUCAGACUUAUAUACAGGUACUUGCCAGGUCUUGCACCUGUAUUAAUAAUUUCUGGACAUUUUAAAAAUGGAGAUUGUACCAUGUACACGUGCUGUACUAAAUCCAUAUAACUGAUUAAAAUAAUUCCUAAAGGUGUAUUUUUCUGGUUUACAUAAACUCAUCCAUCCAUCCAGAGUUUAAGAAAGUUUUCUGAAUUGCUUUCUGGUUUUGUUUUUUUUUUACAGAAUAUUCUCAGUACCCUACUCAAUAUGGCUAACUUCAAACCAAAUCUAGUAGUAGUAAUAUUUAAGUUCAAAAUAGUUGAGAAAAAUGUUGGGAUUUUGACAGCAGCUACUUAAAUUUUUUGCCACCAUUGUUUUCCUCCAACUUUUACCUUUUUACUUGGAGAUGCACCAUGACCUAAACAUAACAGAUGAGGUAAAACUACAGAAUUGUCCUACUGAUACUGAUAUUAUGACCUUAAUAUUUUGAGAAAUGCAGACUGAAUUAGACUUGACCUCCUACCUUAAGGUCCAACAUUGGUACCUCCACUGAUCAGAUGACAAACCCGGUUUGAGUGUAAUCUCAUUCGUCAUUCACAAGCGCUACAGCACCUCCCACCAACAUUCAGAUGGCGUGCACACGCCGACGCUCCCGUGUGCAAACACUCCACUAAAGACAUUUGCUGUUAAUUUGCCCAUCUCAUGCUCUUUCUUCUGACUUUACUGUCAUCCCAGCAUUUUAUUUGGCUCUGUUCUGUUUUCCUUCAGCUCAUGUUGCUCACCUCUGAAUAAUGGCUGUUGAUAGUUAGAUCAUUUAAAAAAAUGGAAGAAAAAGGAAAAAAAAAAUUGCUGUAAUUUUCAACGGUUGUACAUUAAUAAAGAAAUAGAGUUACUGAGAGUUUUUAAAACCA
Messenger RNA from Girardinichthys multiradiatus, 3416 nucleotides. RefSeq names its product ariadne homolog 2 (Drosophila) (gene arih2). NCBI's taxonomy places the organism in Eukaryota, Metazoa, Chordata, Actinopteri, Cyprinodontiformes, Goodeidae. The record is from RefSeq and is a predicted model, not a curated record. Gene Ontology annotation, molecular function: zinc ion binding; ubiquitin conjugating enzyme binding; ubiquitin protein ligase activity. Gene Ontology annotation, cellular component: ubiquitin ligase complex; cytoplasm. The transcript is spliced from 15 exons. Gene Ontology annotation, biological process: protein polyubiquitination; positive regulation of proteasomal ubiquitin-dependent protein catabolic process; ubiquitin-dependent protein catabolic process. The coding region runs from base 426 to 1961 and encodes 511 amino acids.